Molecule: messenger RNA, 2640 nt
Organism: Gekko japonicus
Lineage: Eukaryota; Metazoa; Chordata; Lepidosauria; Squamata; Gekkonidae
Gene: RUBCN
Product: RUN domain and cysteine-rich domain containing, Beclin 1-interacting protein
Exons: 18
Biological process (GO): negative regulation of autophagosome maturation; negative regulation of endocytosis
Cellular component (GO): early endosome; late endosome
Molecular function (GO): phosphatidylinositol phosphate binding
Source: RefSeq, a predicted model, not a curated record
GUGUGUUUCCGGCAGAAAGACUACUGGCAGUUUGUGAAGGACAUCCGUUGGCUGAGCCCGCAUGCCGCCCAUCACGUGGAGAAGUUCAUCCACCUGCACGAGAGCCGGCAACGGAACGCGGAUGUCGUCAGCGACCGAGCCAUCGCCGAGCUGUGGCUCCAGCACAGUCUGCAGUUCCACUGUCUGUCAGCUCAACUGAAGCCCCUCCUUGGGAACAAGCCGUACAUCAGGAAAUUCUAUGCAGAUUCCGCUUUUCUGCUCAGCGACGCCCACGUCACAGUCAUGCUGCAGUGCUUGGAAGCCGUGGAACAGAAUAACCCCCGGCUGCUUGCUCAAAUCGACACGACCAUGUUUGCAAGGAAAAGCGAGGCGUCCAUGCCCGUCAUCAAGAGCCAGAGCCUCACCGCGCUUCCCGGAUCCGUGUGCACCCCUCCCGCUGAGUGCAUGACCCACCGAUACUUUGGCUCCUUCUCAGGUCUUCACUCCGCCUCUGCCAGCAUACAAGACAGGAGGCCAUCAGGCACUUUGACUUCGGUUUGCAGUGGUCCCAGCCAGCCUCAGGAAAAUGCCCCGUGUGCCUCAUCCCACUGGCAUCCGGAGGGGAGGUCCCCCCGCCACCCUGCCGCUGCCGCCCUUCCACACUUUACCGUCUCUCCCCCGUGGGACUCUUUCCACCACGCUGACUCCGCUGGCCGGCAGAACCGGGCUUCCAGCAGCCCGAGCGAGUCCAGCGCGGCCGACAGCAACAGCACCGAGAGCAGCACGUCCAACCUGUUCUCCUCCAGCAGCUCCCAGAAGCCGGAGUCCGUCUCGUCCUUGGGGGAGCAGGAGGUGAGCGGGGGUAGCAGCCGGGCGGCGAGCCUCUUGCGGAGAUCCAGUUUCUCAGAAGGACAGACGUUGACCCCCUACGGGACGCACAAGAGGAGCCACGUCCGCUCCCACUCGGAUACCAACGUGGCCUCUGGGAAAGCUCUUGAAUCCCAUGGCGAUAUGCCCCGGUUCAAAAGCAACAUGUCCUGCUCCGUACACGGAGGCGAUGCAAGCGCAGCUGGUUCAGUCUAUGUGGAAUACGAUUCUGGGCAAUAUCUAAACUCUGGGGAAGGGAUGUUUCGGAGACCUUCAGAAGGGCAGUCCCUGAUUAGUUAUUUAUCAGAGCAGGAUUUCGGCAGCUGUGCAGACUUGGAAAAGGAAAACGCCCACUUCAGCAUCUCGGAGUCGCUCAUUGCGGCCAUCGAGCUGAUGAAGUGCAACAUGAUGAACCGGCAGCUGGAAGAAGAGGCGGACGACAGCGACAAAGAGAUCCAAGAACUGAAGCAGAAGAUUCGCAUCCGGAGACAGCAGAUCAGGACACGGCAGCUCCACCCAGCUUACCAGGAUGUCAGCUCCGACAGUUUCAUGGCAACAGACAGCGGGUCCCAGUUCAGCUCCCGAGACUCAACGCAUCUGUCUGACUCGGGCUCCGCAGACGAGGUGGAUGAGUAUGAGCUCAAAGAUGGUAACGAUGGAUCUAACCUGAUUCAAAUGUCCAAGAACGGCCUGUCCGUCUCAAUGGCUUCCUUGUUUUCAGGUAGUAACCUCACUCCUGAGCUUGUCAAUGUGCGUGUCGGUCAGUCUGUGCGUCACUUCCACUCCUUUCUUCACUCGAACUCGGCGGAGGCCGUGGCCAUGGGCCUGCUGAAGCAGUUCGAAGGGAUGCAGCUCCCCGCCGCCUCGGAGCUGGAGUGGCUCGUGCCGGAGCGCGACGCCCCGCAGAAGCUGUUGCCGAUUCCGGAUUCCGUGCCCAUCUCCCCCGAUGAUGGGGAACAUGCCGAUAUCUACAAACUGCGAAUCCGGGUCCGGGGGAACCUGGAAUGGGCCCCCCCACGACCGCAGAUCAUCUUCAACAUUCAUCCGGCACCAACGCGGAAAGUGACUGUGGCAAAGCAGAAUUACCGCUGUGCAGGCUGCGGGAUCAGGACGGACCCUGAUUACAUCAAGCGCAUGCGCUACUGUGAGUACCUGGGCAAAUACUUCUGCCAGUGCUGCCACGAGAACGCCCAGGUGGUCAUCCCCAGCCGCAUCCUGUGCAAGUGGGACUUCAGCAAGUACUACGUCAGCAAUUUCUCCAAGGACCUGCUGAGCAAGAUCUGGAGCGACCCUCUCUUCAACGUGCAGGACAUCAACGCCUCCCUCUACCGCAAGGUCAAGCCGCUCAACCAAGUCCGACUCUUGAGGAUCCAGCUGUACCACAUGAAGAACAUGUUUAAGACCUGCCGCCUCGCAAAAACGCUCCUGGAUGCCUUCGACAGCGUGCCAGGCCACCUGACGGAGGAUCUCCACCUCUACUCCUUGAACGACCUGAGCGCCACCAAGAAGGGGGAGCUGGCGCCCCGCUUGGCCGAGCUCUUCAAGGCAGGGACCCUCCAUGUCGAGAAGUGCAUGUUGUGCCAGGCUAAAGGCUUCAUCUGUGAGUUCUGCCAGAACGAAGAGGAUAUCAUUUUCCCCUUCGAGCUGAAUAAGUGCCAGACGUGUGAAGAAUGCAAAGCCUGCUAUCACAGAGCCUGCUUCCGGACUGGGCGCUGCCCCAAAUGCGAGCGGCUCCGGGCGCGGCGGGAGAUGCUGGCGAAGCAGAGCAUGGAGGCCGACCUCUCCGACUACGAG